AUGGCUCGCAAGCGCAGCCGCGUGGAUCAGCGCACGACGGCGCCGUCACCGCCUCCGCCCUUUUGGACUAAACUUACUCACCGGCAACCGGUGGUCGUAUUCGCCCACGGUGUUGGUGCCCCCUCCUCCUCUGAUUGGAUGACCUACUGGAAGGAGAUGGUGAAAGAUGCCCUAGAUGCCAUUGAAGUAGUAACAUUCGACUAUCCAUAUAUGUCGGGUGGUAAACGGAGGCCUCCCCCGAAGGCAGACAAGCUUGUCGACCAUCAUCUCAGUGCGGUGAAGAAUGCUGUGGCAGAGCAUCCUGGUCACCCGCUUGUUCUUAUGAGGAAGUCUAUGGGUUCAAGGGUCAGCUGCAUGGUAGCUAGCUCCGAUGGUAUCAGUGCUUCUGCGGUCAUAUGCUUGGGUUAUCCAUUGAAGGGAGCGAAAAGGGUAAUGAGGGAUGAGAUACUACUAAAGCUGAUGGUUCCAACAAUGUUUGUGCAGCCAGAUACAGCCGAGGUGGCGCAACAGCGCCCUCCCGAAUUAGCAUCGGCACCCGGAGACCUCCACCUGCGCAUGCCACCUAGCAGCGUAUCAUCGGCAAAUUGGCAAGCUAAUCUCAAUCACCGAAAGCAUCAACCACGAACAACCCUGAAAGAAAGAAAGAAAGAAAGAAAGAGAUCGGUCGGCAACAGCGACCGUGCCGACAUGGAUAAAGUCGCGUCGACGUAA
Messenger RNA from Hordeum vulgare subsp. vulgare (domesticated barley), 711 nucleotides. RefSeq lists its product as uncharacterized. Lineage: Eukaryota; Viridiplantae; Streptophyta; Magnoliopsida; Poales; Poaceae. The transcript has 6 exons. The record is from RefSeq and is a predicted model, not a curated record. The coding region runs from base 1 to 711 and encodes 236 amino acids.